ACCUUGCUAAUCGGAGUUGCGAAUUAUGGGCAUCCCCUACCUGGAUUUAGCGGAUUAGGAUUAACCUCGUGUGGUGUAUCUCAAGCACCAUUACUCGGGAGACAAAGGCGGCCUCGCGUCGUUCUGUCUGGAUGAUCCCCGAGCACCCAUGAAGGCCAGAACCGCCUUCAUAGGUGCUCGCUAACGGCACUUUCCCCAACAGCCUGUGUAGGCUCCACGGGGGUUCUUUGUCUUUUUCCAACGAGCGCGUGUGUGGGUACACGCGUAGUGACGUGGUCUGCAGGGUGUCGAUCGACACCCUGGAAGCCCUUGCAAGCGGAAUGGAAGAUUUUAAUGAAAUAAAAAUGUUUUGUGAGUGUAAGCCGGAGAAAGCCCCAGCCCCUGUAAGCGAGGGGGUGACACCUCAGAGACUCCGUUAGACAGAGGGGAGGGGGGGAUGAAGAUGAUUGUGAUGAUUACUCUGCGUGUUCACCCGGAAAAUGCUCGCCGAGUCUCAAGGCUUUCUUUCAGGAGGGUCCCGCUGCUGCGUGAUACCAUUUGAGUGAUUAUGCAGGUGAGGAGAGUGAGCGUGCGGGCUAUGCCUGCCACGAGCGAGGUGCUGUCGCCCCCCUGCUCCACCUCAAUGGCAAUCGACCUCGCCCACGGCUACAGCUCGGGGCUCACCUCAUCGCUCCUCCAGGUGACGGACGACGAGGUGGACGAGGCGGUGAAGGAGGAGGUGGUGGUGGAGAAGGCGACGACGGCGCUGUUGUUGAAGAACGGCGGUGGUGGUGGUGGCGGCGGUGGUGGGCAUCUACCAAACACUCCACCGCUGUGGAACCCGGCGCACGGCCUCCUGCACCUGGGGUCACGUGCCCUGCAGGGAGCUCAGGGCAUCACCGACAUGGAUGGCAGGCAACAGCAGGAACAUCAUAAUCAGCAACAGCAGCAGCCGCAGCAUAAUCAGCAGUCGUCUCCGCAUCAGCAGCAGCAGCAGCAACAGGAGGAGGAGGACGAGCAAGAUCGGCAACAGAACCAUCGCUAUAAGAACCAUCUUCAUCAUCAGCAGCAGCAGCGUCAUCAGCAUCACGAGCAUCAUCAAGAGCAGCAUCACGAUCACCAUCACGAUCACCAUCACGAUCACCAUCACGAGCAUAAUCACGAGCAGCAGGAGGACGGGGGCUCGUCCGGGCACUACGGCAACCAGCGGCGCAAGCGCGAGUUCAUCCCCGACGAGAAGAAGGACGCCUCCUACUGGGACAAGCGGCGCAAGAACAACGAGGCGGCCAAGCGCUCGCGCGAGAAGCGCCGCUACAACGACCUGGUGCUGGAGACGCGCGUGCUGGCGCUGCUCGACGAGAACGCGCGGCUCAAGACCGAGCUGCUGGCGCUGAAGCUGCGCUACGGCCUGGUGCGCGACCCGAUGCUGGCGCCCGGCGGCGGGGACGGCGCCCUGGGUGGGGGGGCGACGGGCGGAGCUGCCGCCGCGGGAGCUGCGGGCGCCGCGCUCAUUUUCCCGUCGCCCGUUCACGGCAUUUUUUCGGCGGCGGCGGCGCCGUUGCACCACCACCGCCACCUUCAUCAUCAGCAGCAUCAGCAGCAUCAGCAGCAUCAUCAGCAUCAUCAGCAUCAUCAGCAGCACCAGCUGCUUCAUCCGACGCAGAUGAGCGCCGUGGAUGCGGCGUUGCCUCUCGGGCUGUCCGUUGGCACCGCCACGUUUGUGCGCAACGCCCUUCAGCAGAACAGCGCGCGCCUUCAUCACCAUCAUCAGCAGCAGCAGCAGCACCAUCAGCAGCAGCAGCACCAUCAACAGCUACACCACCAGUUGUCUCGCUCUCCAUCCAUCGAGACGUUCGGGUCAUCUGCGUCAUCAUCUCCCACAGCGUGGCCUAAAUCGCACCGCGGUGGCAGUGGCGGUGGACACGACGCUCCGGCGUUUCUUCUGCCGGCACCCAGCCCGGCCCCAUCUCCCGGCGCCUCCGUCUCGUCGCCAGAAUCCAACGCCGGCGCCAUCUGCGCCACCACUGCCACCACCGCCGCUGUAAAAAACCUCCCGCACAAGCUGCGCUUCAAGGUGGCCAGCAGCCCCGAGGAGAGCCACUCUCAGCCGAUCGCUCGCCUUCAUCAUCCCCAUCAGCAGCAGCAUGGCAGGGAUGAGACGAUGGAAGAGAGGCGCGAGCAGAUGAGAAGUAAGUUGGAUGACAGUGUUGGUGAUGAGCGAGGAGGGGAAGAGGUGAGGGCGGUGAGGAGGGCCGCCCUCUACGCCGAAGCGCUGUCGCUGGUGAGCGGCCUGCGGGGCCCCCUGGGACCGGGGUUGGGAUCCCGGUGCCCCGGUGGGUUGGGGGGCCUGGGAGGAUUGGGGGGCCCCGGGGGGGCGGGCGGGGGUGAAGACACUGGGUUGAGGAGUGAGCUGGCCACCCUCUCAGCUGACAUCGCUCAGCUCAAGAUGCUAUUUGCCCAGAGCGGCUCCCGAUGACAAUGAUGACGAUGGUGAUGAUGGUGACGAUGGUGACGAUGGUGACGAUGGUGAUGAUGGCGAUGAUGUUGAUGGAGCCGCCCUCCUAUUUGCUGGGGAGUCUCGGGCCACUCUUGACACCGCAGCUCAUCUCAGCACAUGUGAAAGGGCACCGCCAGUAGGAGCUGUCCUUGUCUGCCACAAGGUGACUCAGCACCCGUCCGCCUGUGAGUGGGCGUGAGUGGGUGGGUGAGUGGGUGAGUGAGUGGGUGAGUGGGUGAGUGGAUAGGUGAGUGGAUGAGUGAGCGAGUGGGCGAGUGGGUGAGCGGGUGACUGAGUGGGUGGCAGGCUUGCCACCUUUUUCACUGCACACCAAAACCCAGUCCCAUUUCUCAGUCAGCACGGAGUCGGUGAUAACUGUGCUGAUGUGGACUCGGCAGUGGAAAUGCAAAUAUAGCAGUGCCGGAACGAACCCUAUUCAUUAAGGUUCAUGUUCACCAGGGUUCCUAUUCGCUAAGGUUCCUAUUCGCAAGGUUCAAGUGUGUUUUGUUGAAGCGGGUGGGACCUCAGGAGGGCAGGAUGAGUUUCGAUUGCAAGAAUGGCCUGGGUCACGACAAUGGCAGGAGUGAGAACGUAACGAAGUACGGCAAGCGAGCAAACAGCCACCAGAGCAGAAACAAACAAAUAUAAAUCAGAGAAAAAACUAUUUUGCACUAUAAAUGACGUUGAAAACGGUGGACAAGUACACAGACACUCACACGGACACUCACACGGACACUCACACGGACACUCACGCGGGCACUCACUGCCACUUCCCCUCUGUUGAAGAAUCGCAGUGGGGAGGAACGGAGACGUUGUGAGAAGUGCCGGCGUGGCGUUACCGGCGUGGCGUUACCGGUGUGUGCCGGCACUUCUCCACCGCCACGUGUACGGCGAUAAAGUUCAGCACAGUUCGACCGCUACCAGAGCUCGGUUCCAAUCAAUCUGGUGGACAUCUGUGAAAAAUAGAUUUAUAGCUCAUCGGAUACCUCCACUAUAAAUAAAUAUUCUGAUUCUGAAUUCCUGCUGCCACUCACAGACGCCAAUUCCCAGAAUCUCUGGGUUAUCACCGCAGUCCCUAAGCCUGUGCAGCGGUGUUUCUGCAGAGCAGUGAGCGAGCGAGUGAAUGAGCCCGGUGACCCGAGUUUGAUUCUCGCUCACGACCAAUAACAGUGGCGGAUCUAUGAACCGACUUUGGGCUUCCCCGAGGUCGACUCUGCCUUAAAUGAAUAGCCGAUUCUGUGUGUAAACGUCAGCAUUUGGGAAACAAAGACGGGUGGGCGUCGUGGUUUUUGUGUUCACCGGUUUGCGUUGAUUCUGGAAUGCGGCUGUCCAUAUCUCACCUCUGUGCGGUUCUUCUUGCGCUGAUGUCGACUUGUCAAUGGGCGUAGUUUGUCAUUCGGACUGGUGGCUCUGCUUCCCGCAGGACCACCGAAAGAAAGAUGAGGAAUCGGAACACAACGUCGCUGGAAUGUAAAACACAAUAGAGUGCGUUGAGAAUGCGUGUACAGUUGGUGUAAAUCUAUUUUAGUGUCGCUCGUUAAACAGCAUUAAUCCUCGUGCCGUGUAUACAAAGCAAUGAUGCACAUUUUAUAUAUUGCCAAAGAAUCUUCUUACCAAUGUUACAAAUAAAUAUGCAAUAAGUUUCACAUUGACAUUGAUGUGGCUCAGCCUCGUCGAUAUAAAUAAUAAUAAGUCGUAGCCACUGGCGCCAUCGUCAUCAUAGACAACCAUCAUCAAUCCACUCUUGGAUGAAGGCCUCCCCACAAAAUAACAAGCUGUUUGACCAUACUUCACCACGCCGGUCUGUGUGUGGAUUGGUGAAUGGUGGCGUCAGGAGGCGGGGGUGCAGACGCAGCUGGGACGCAACUCACCACUGGCAUUGGCCGUUGUGAGCGGAGUGUGCAAACCACUGCGCCACCACUCCCACCCGCCUCACCUUUCGGGCCGGAAUGCACACUUAACGUGGAAUCGUUUUGUAUGAACGAAUGCAAAUGGGCCAUCAUCCAGCAGUGGACUGACCACGGCUGAUGGUGAAGUGCGUGUAGAACGUGGUGAACGGGCGGAAGGAAUGGUGUUAUUAUUAUACUAUUCAAGUGGAUUUGUUUUUCUGCUUCUUACUGCAAACUGUGGCAUCAGCUGAAAUCAGCCGAUCGCUCUUUGCUGCAAGCCGAUCGGCGUGUGGUCGUGGCAGUGGUCGUAGUUUUAUACCGAAGGCAUUUUCAAAUGGGUACGGGAACAAUUCACGUGUUUUUUAUGAAUUUGUAUUUAUUAAAAUCCUAUAGUUUCCACAGCUUAUUUUUUGUAACUAAACGGGUAUUUUACAAGGACUUAAGCUUUAACUCCACUGGCAAGGCCAUGCUAUUCCCUGUUUUGUAUCUGUCA
Molecule: messenger RNA, 4858 nt
Organism: Lethenteron reissneri (Far Eastern brook lamprey)
Lineage: Eukaryota; Metazoa; Chordata; Hyperoartia; Petromyzontiformes; Petromyzontidae
Product: homeobox protein prospero-like
Biological process (GO): circadian rhythm; regulation of DNA-templated transcription
Cellular component (GO): nucleus
Molecular function (GO): DNA binding; DNA-binding transcription factor activity
Source: RefSeq, a predicted model, not a curated record